AUGGCUGGGGGCACGCGAGCCGGGGGGCGAGGUGGCGCCGGCUCCCGCGACCGCGAGGCGGAGGGGCUGGAGGGCACCGCGGCGCUCGGCCCUUCCCCGCAGCCCGACCCGGGUCAAGUGCGCCCGGGGCAGCUCGCGGCUGGAGCACCCGGAACCGCGCAGAGUCGGCCCCGCUUGCGCCGCGCCCCCCGCCCAGCCAGCCAGCCUCGGGAGGCGUUCCGGGGACCCGGCUCCACCUGCCGCUCCCCGGCAACACCCGGAGACCCCCUAAUUGGCUACGGGCGCUCCCCGGCUCCGCCCGUCGCCGCAGGGCACUCUGGAAACUGUAGUCCCCCGCGCGCCGCAAGCCCGCAAGCAACCGACUAG
This is a messenger RNA of Odocoileus virginianus texanus, 366 nucleotides long. Lineage: Eukaryota; Metazoa; Chordata; Mammalia; Artiodactyla; Cervidae. The record is from RefSeq and is a predicted model, not a curated record.